GCCAUCAUGUGACAGCGUGCUCCGGAGCAAGUAUAGCCGAGUAACAUCCUUUAACGCGUUGCUCACUCAAUUGUCCAUCAAACAUCGAUUGAGAUGCAACCGCGGAUCUCCACAUUGUCAGCUGCUUUCAGAGGCCCAUCACUAUGGGCGCGCGACGCACAACAAGUCGCAAAGCCGAAGAUAGCGCAAUUCAUCUGCAGGACUUGUCAACGGAAAUUUUCCACGUCACCUGCGCUACGCGCAGCAGCGAAGAAUUUUGAGAAGCCGCGCAUGUAGUGUACAAGUCGAGAUUGUUGAUCUACGAUGCUGGCGACACACGCACAACCUGGGUAUCCUUCUGGAAAGCCAUGGCCCUACUGCAAUUUGGAACAACUCUUGUUUUCGCUGUUCCGCCACUAUGGAAUAAUGAAAACCAGCCUGAUCCCAAUUUGAGAAAAGCUCAGGCUAUCUUAGUUGGGGUUCUCGGCACAAUACCUACACUGACUAUGGCAUACGUGACCGCACCCUUUGUGCACCAAGUCUUCCUCCAGAUACCCGAGCACGCUCGCCGCUCGCGCCACAACCUGAUGAACUUUGCUCGUAGCCUAAACAACCCAGCCAACGCGAGCACUACAGCAAACACCAAGCUCGAGUUCGUAACACUCCGCAUCUUUCCCUUCCGCAAGAAUACCACGGCUUUCUUGCAUGAGUUGCACGCCUUGCCGCCCAUGAAGUUUCGCCUGGCCAACAUCGAGAUCCCUAAAACAAAUGAGUGGGCAACGAGACAGCGCGAGAAGGGCAUCUGGAAACGCAUGCUGGAGGUAAUUGCAGAGCCGCGCUAUAAAUUCUUCGUCAAGGAGGGGAAGAUGUUCACUGCGAAAACUGGCGUGCCAGGCGUGUGGGAGGAGGUCGCUAUAAGGAUCAAGGGACAGACGAAUAAGGCAAUCGUGCAGGAGAACUGUGCUGUCACUGUUCCAAGGCGUGCGAUCAGAAGACCUGUAGUAAAGGGGCCGGUUGUACUGAGGCGACCAGCGAGGCCGGCCGUGGAGGAGACGAUAGUCAAGAGGCAGACCGCGAGGAGCUCCAGGUAGAAGGUCGCCUGGAACAGGGAACCAGUGAGUUGUAAUAGUAGAGAUAUAGCAGAAUCACCGAGUCAGCUGGUACUCUUUGAUUCUUGCUUAGCCCUCGUGA
Molecule: messenger RNA, 1170 nt
Organism: Boeremia exigua
Lineage: Eukaryota; Fungi; Ascomycota; Dothideomycetes; Pleosporales; Didymellaceae
Exons: 3
Coding region: 348-1070 (240 amino acids)
Source: RefSeq, a predicted model, not a curated record